UCUCAAGGAGCAGUCAGUCAUAUGACUCCCAGAUGGCCGAGUGAGACCCAACGGGGCUGGAAAUGGUCUGCUGAAAAGCUAUGCAGGAGGAUGACAGUUUGUUGUCCACCUGUUCGUGGUGUGGUCGCGACUCCUGCAAGCUCAGAUGGAAGACCCGGAUCACGGUAGAUCCACGGCCGGAGAGGAGGCGAGCUCACCGGACAGUCACAAACCAGGUGUCCGCUUCCAGAGCAGAGUAGCACCGGUCAGCUCUCCUGCUCUGUCCGCCUCACGGCUCACCUUUCCUGGGGUCAUGGACGCCGAGGGGAGGGUGGAUGAGUCAAGGCUGAGGAUGCAUAUUUUCAAAAACGGUGGCGUUUGUCCCUCUGAGCGUGGCCUGGUGUGGCGCUUCUUGUUUGGGAUGUACCCGUGCAGCUCAACAGCUUUAGAGCGCUCUCUGCUGCAGGAGCAGAUGGUGGUACGUUACCAGGUCAUGAAGAGAAAGUGGAAGCAGUUCCUUCCUUCGGCCAUGCGGAUGCACCUCAACGGCACCGACGCUGAAUUGGUGGCAGCAGUCAGGUACUUUGACCAGAGGCAGGCAGUGGCCCAGCAACAGACCCAGGACCAGUCUGAGGAGGUCAGGGACCGUCUGGCUUUCUUGCAGCUUCAGGCACAGAUAUUGUUUGAGCGAGUCACGUUUGACCAAGAGGAGCUGCGGGAAGCCACAAGGAUCAUCGACAAGGAUGUGCCAAGAACUAACAGAGACCUGAGCUAUUAUCAGGGUGAAGGUUCAGGCAACCUGUUGGUUUUGAGAGACAUCCUCAUAACUUAUGCUGCAUUUCAUCCAGAGGUCAGUUAUGCCCAAGGAAUGAAUGACCUGUGCAGCCGGUUCCUGGAGGUUCUAGACUCUGAGGUUGACACAUAUUGGAGUUUCUCCUGCUACAUGGAAAGGUUCUACAAGGACUUCAGGGCUGAUGGUCUGCACAGGAAAAUAGAGUUGGAGGCAGCCCUGUUGAAGGAACUGGACCCUCAGCUUUAUGCGCAUUUGGUGACAGACAGCAUGGAGAGUUUCACCUUCUGCCACAGGUGGCUGCUGCUGGGUUUCCAGAGGGAGUUUGAACACAGUGACGCAUUACGUUUGUUCGAGAUCCUGAGUUGUGACCACCUGGAGCUUAUCUCCCAGCAAGUAGACCGAGCUCGCUAUCAGGAAAGACUUGCACGAAAAUGCAGCACAGAGGACAAUUCAGAGUCAGAGCUGCAGGCCAUCAACACUGACUUCACCUUUGAGCUCUUCAUCUGUGCAGCUAUCCUGUUAGAGAACAGAGAGUCUCUGCUGCGUUGCCAAAAUGAAGUACAACUAAUCCAGUUUACUAGCAGCCUUCAGGGAACACUGGAACUGAACAGCACACUAAAGAAAGCAGAGCACCAUUUGUACAACUACUGCAAGCGCUGUGCUUGGGACUAUAUGAAUGGGUGCUGUAGAGUGGACAAGAGCAAAGGAGAGGACUUUCUUUAUCAACUCCGUAGUUUACUUGUUUUAAAGUGAAAGGUACUAUUUAAAAACCUGAUGUCAAAGUCUUUUAUGGAACUGUAAUUUGUAACAAGGGACAUAUAAUCCCUAUUAAGAGUUUUGAUGGCACAUUAUUUGUUUUUAUUUCUGAGGGAAACACACUGAUGACUGCUUACCUUAAGUUGGAUCUGUUACUGCUGUUUAUUAUAGAUGUACAGUAUGUAUCGUAUAACAGUUGACCCACACCAACUGUGAGUUAUUUAGAUGGCUCUCUUUAACUGCCAUGAAUAUAAAAAGCAUAAGCUCAAUAUCUUUGUAGGAGAUAAGAAUCAUGUUUUAGAGGACUUGUUUUUCUGGGUUAUGCAAUAUUCAACUGCAAGAAGAAAACAACUGCAGUUAUAUUUAAUGCCAGAUUGUCUCUGUGCAGAGAGGGGCCUAUGUUACAAAAAUAGACAUCCAGUUUUUGAGGUCUGGCUGAGGGACCAUGUAGUAAGUGGAAGGAAAAUUACUGCACUACUGUCUUUUAAACUGAGAAUGUAACAUAAACACUAUAUAAAUAACAAAAAAAUGAUACCUCAAUAAAACUGCUGAAGAUUGUAAA
This is a messenger RNA of Anoplopoma fimbria (sablefish), 2090 nucleotides long. RefSeq names its product TBC1 domain family member 15. Gene Ontology annotation, molecular function: GTPase activator activity. NCBI's taxonomy places the organism in Eukaryota, Metazoa, Chordata, Actinopteri, Perciformes, Anoplopomatidae. Gene Ontology annotation, biological process: activation of GTPase activity. The transcript is spliced from 10 exons. The record is from RefSeq and is a predicted model, not a curated record. Bases 146 to 1525 code for a protein of 459 amino acids.